Messenger RNA from Emiliania huxleyi CCMP1516, 4794 nucleotides. RefSeq lists its product as hypothetical. The coding region runs from base 1 to 4794 and encodes 1597 amino acids. Gene Ontology annotation, biological process: signal transduction. The transcript has 4 exons. The record is from RefSeq and is a predicted model, not a curated record. Lineage: Eukaryota; Haptophyta; Isochrysidales; Noelaerhabdaceae.
AUGCCUGUCACGGCCCUUUCGAUACUUGCCACGGUCUCAGUUACUCCGCCUCAGCUUCCGCAGCCUCAGCGGGAGCUGCUAAUCACAAGUGCCGAGGAGCUGCAAAGCGCCUUCGCCGCAGCUGCAGCUCGGCCGGCAGUCUUUCUCCGUCUUGCCGGCACCAUCGAAAUCGAUUCGACUUUUGAGAUAGCGACCGACGUAACGCUGCGCGGCAGUGGCGAUGCGCAGCUGGUCUCUUCGGGCCCACGCCUGUUUCGAGUCAACGGCGGCCGGCUCAGACUGGCGGCACUGCACCUGCACUGCACCUGCACCGCCGACGGCGUGGGUGGUGGCGCGGCGCUAGUGGAGAGUGGAGGUGAGCUGGCCCUCACCGACGUCAACGUAUCCAACUGCUCCGCUCCGGCUGGCCGCGGUGGCGCCAUCCUCGUGCGCGAUGGCCACCUCGAUGCCCGCGGCGGCAGCUUCAUCCGCUGUUCUGCAGAGUUCGGCGGGGCGAUCGCUCUGGAGGGCAACCAGAGCAGCGCGGCGGUCCGAACGGCAGUUUUGGAGGGCUGCUUCGCAUCCGCUGCGGGUGGAGCAGUCUGGAUGGGGGGAGGCGACCUCGUGCUCGACGGCUGCCGCCUCCGCCGCUGCGGCACUACCCUCGUCAGCACCUCGAGCGUCGCCGGAGGCCCUGACCGGCUCGGCGUGGUUGGGUGGUACGACCAGGCCGACUGGAGGGCGACGGCGCCGCGCGGGGGCGGGCUAAGCGUCGAGGCCGGGGAUGCGAGGCUCGUCGGCACGACAGUCGACAGGUGCUACUCUGUCAUCGGCGGCGGGCUCCAUUUCGACGCCGGGCGCGGAUCCCUCGAGGACAGCGAGGUGGCGCGGUGCGAGGCGGACCUCGCGGGAGGGUGCGUGGUCACCAAGGCGGCGGCCGUUCGGUUGACCGGCUCGUCGCUACGCGGCUGCACCGCGCAGCUGGCCGCGUCGCUGCUGGCGGUGGGCAGGCUCGACGAGGGCGCCGGCGGAGAGGUUCUCCUGGGCAACGGCAGCCUCCUCGACCCUUCGGGCGCAGAGGGACUCGCGUGGAACCAGUCAGAAGUGGAGCCGCUCCACGUCCUGAGCGGCGCAGUCUACUACGCGCUGCCGGCGCCGCCCGGCUACUGGCUCCACCUACCGCUUCAGGACACUUGCCACGUCGCGCGAGAGGCGUGCCCCGCCGACGCGGCGUGCGAGGCGCACUUCGCAGAGUGCCGGCUCCGCGCGGAGGGAGGGCCGCACUGCACGGCCCCGCUCGGAGCGUGGCAGCAGCCGUGCAACUGGCGGGCCAGCCCGUGGCUGCUGGGCGAGCGGCUCUUCACCUUCUACCAGGGCGUCAAGUACUUUGAGACCUUCCCGACCGCAUGUCGUCCCGGCAGGCUCGGGGGCACCGCUGACGCCGAGCAGAGCAGCGCUCAGUGCGCGGGCCCUUGCCCUGCCGGAGCCUUCUGCAGCGGCCACGCCAACGUUGAGCCGGUGCCGUGCCCGGCCGGCGGCUACUGCCCCGCCGGCAGCGCUGCCCCCGUCCGCUGCCCCGCCGGCAGCUUCUCGAACGCCACUGGCCAGGCCUCCGAGGACGCGUGUCUGCCGUGCUCUGUCGGCCACGCCUGCUCUGCAUUGCCCGGAGGCGCGCUGCGAAGCCUGCCCUCACCCUGUGAGCCGGGGAGCUACGCCAACGCCAGCGGCGCCGUGGCUUGCGACCGUUGCCCCUCGGGCCACUUUUGCGAGGCGGGGGCGAUCGAGCCCAGCCCGUGCCAACAAGGCAGCUUCCUCCCGUACGGCGGCAUGGACAGCCGCGACGACUGCAUCCUCUGCCCCCUCGGCCACGUCGCCAACGAGACAGGCUCCGAAAGCUGCGGCAUGUGCCCGCCGGGCACUUUUGCCGACUCGCCCGGCCUGGCCGCAUGUGCCACCACAGGCACAGUGCGAUCCCUCUGCCCGGCGGGCUCGUACAACCCAGAGCCGGGCGCGAGCUCGGUCGAGGCGUGCCUGCCCUGCCCCGCGGGCAGCCACGGCCCGGAGAACGGCGCCUCGCGGCUGGAGCAGUGCCUGCCUUGCACGCCCGGCGAGUUUGCAGACGGUGCGGGUCGGACUCGCUGCAGCCUCUGCCCUGCUGGGACCUUCGCCAACAGCUCGGGUGCGACCGGCUGCUACGCCUGCUCCGAGGGGCACUACAGCGCGGAGGGGAUGGCACGCUGCGUGGCGUGCGACACCAGGCUGACGAGCGACCGGAACGCCUCCGCCUGCCUCCUCUGCAGCGAGGGCCGCGCCGCCGCCGACGCGGCUCAGCUCGCCGAGUCCGACAUCGAUCGGCUCAACGGGCGCUACCGCUCGCCCUGUGUCGGGGGCGCCGGCGACAGCCUGUGCUUUCCGGGCCACACCGGCGUGCGGUGCGAGGUGUGCGAGCUCCCGUCGCAGCACUUUGACCGGCGCCACCUCAAGUGCACCGACUGCCCGACCGCGGCGGCGCUACUGCGCGAGCACGCGUGGGUCUUUGUCGUGCUGCUGGCGGUCGGCCUCGCGCGCCUCGCCCACCGGCUAAGCGGGCGGCUGAAGAGCCUCUCCCGCUGGUUCUUUGUGUGCGCCCUGCCAAAGAUCGGGCUCGUCGGCAAGCUCAAGAUCUUCCUCUCCUUCUACCAGGUCUUUGACACGCUCGAGCCGGUGUACGGCGUCGACGUCGCUGUCCCGGGCUACCGCCAGUUCCUCGAGACGGUGAGGCUCCUAGCGUUUGAGUGGGUGUUCGACCCCGAGCUUCUGCACAGCACCUGCCUCGGCCCGAUUGGCACGCGCAUGGCAACGUGGAUUCUCUGGCCUUUUGCGCUCGCCGUGGCGUGGAUCCUCUGUGCGGUGGCAAUCCCGGCGCUGUACCACGGAUACCGUGCGGCCGCCGACUUGGAGGAGCAGCGCGCGGCGGUUGCCUCGACCUGCGUGCUGCGCGCCUCCGUCAUCAUCGCGUACGCCUGCCUGCCGACCGUGGCUAAGAACGUCUUCAACGCGAAGCAGUGCGAGUCCUUCCGCCUCGACGACGAGCUCGGGGAGACGCAGUCUUACCUGCGCGCCGACUGGCGCAUCGAGUGCGGCAGCGCCGAGUACGAGGCGCUGCAGCCGCUCUUCUGGGCGGGCUUCCUUCUCUGGCCAGUCGGAGUACCCCUCUGCUUCCUGUCGCUGCUGCUCGCCGCGCGCCGCUGCAUCGUCUCGCGGCGGCAGUCGCGGCUCGCAGAGGCGCUCCGCUUCCUGUGGGGCGAGUACCAGCCGCGACAGUACUGGUGGGAAUGUCUCGACACGAUGCGCAAGCUCUGCCUCGCCUGCUACAUGCUGUUUGUCCAGACGGAGGACGGGUCCACGAAGCUGCUCCGGCUCUACCUCGCCACGCUCGGCACGACGAUGUACCUCUCGGUCCUCUGCUUCGCGCAGCCGUUUGCGCGGGUGGACGACUUCCAACUCGCGGUGGGCGCCAACCUGGUCCUCGCCUCGACCUUCCUCUCGGGCAUCGCAAUCAAGAUCUGCACCGACGCCGGCGGCGCCUCCGUCGCGUCGGAGGAGUGCGCCGCGUACUUCGGGAUCGACUCUGCAGAGGACAUCACCACCGUCGCAAUCGUCCUCGGCGGCGCGAUGCUCGCGGUCCUCUCGUUGGUGGUGACGUGGCGCAUAGUGGCCUCGGCGCGCGACCCGACAAUCCGACUCGUCUUCAGCGGCCGCGAGCCAAUCCUCGAGCUGCCAAAGGGCUGCAGCUUCCACGGCUUCCUUUCGCACGUCUGGGGCACCGGCCAGGACCAAGCACACACGAUCGUGCGGCAGCUGCAGUUGCUGAUGCCCGGCGUCCGGAUCUGGCUAGACGUCGACAACCUCUCCAACCUCGCCUCCCUCGAGAGCUGCGUCGCCGACUCGGCCGCCGUGCUUGUCUUCCUCUCGGCGGGCUACUUCAAGAGCGGCAACUGCCGGCGCGAGCUGUACGCGGCGAUGGAGCAGGGCAAGCCACUGGUGGUGGUGCGCGAGGGCAACGAGGAGAAGGGUGGGGGCAGCGCCGCCGACUUCCGUGCUGAGUGCGCUGCGUAUUGCUCGGACGCGGCCGCCGGCGUCGCAGAGGCCGUCUUUGCGCGCGAGCUGAUCGUCUGGCUGCGCGCGCACGAGUUCCAGCGCGAGUCGCUGAAGCAGAUCGCCCACCAGCUGCUCGCGGCCUCGCCCUCCUUUGCGCGUCCCGCCGGGGUGCACCAGCUGGCUCCCGGCCUCUUCAUCCCUGGAGAGCUCGGCUGCAUGCGCUUCGAGGUUCCGGUCCACUUGCUGGUGUGCGAGGCCAACGCGGGCGCCCCCCGCUUCGCGACCCAGCUUCAGCAGGCGGUGGACGAGGACGAGCUGAUGGCGCCGCGCAGUACCUGGGAGCAGCACACGCCCUUCACGCCGCGCGCUGGCAGAGGCGCGCGCCGCGCGCGCGCACUGCUGCUACAGGACGGCCGCGCUGCCCUCGCGGCGCUGCCAGAUCUCGCCUCGCUCAGCUGUCGGUUGCCAUCCCGUGGCUCUGCCGUCUCGACUGCGGGCCACCGGCGAUCCACCGCCGCCGCCGCCGCCGCCGCCGCAGCCGCAGCCGCCGCCGCCGCCGCCGAGGCCCGGGCGCAGCUCGCUCCGAAUACGCGCGCGCUGCUCUACCUCAACAACGAGACCUUCCGCGACCCGGGCGGGGGGACGGCCAGCUUCGUCAGGCGCGUGCUCGAGUUGGGCGUGCCGCUGGGAUGCUACGAUUGCGAGGAGUGCUGCUCACAAUCCUUCGACUUCUAG